Molecule: messenger RNA, 3538 nt
Organism: Phyllopteryx taeniolatus (common seadragon)
Lineage: Eukaryota; Metazoa; Chordata; Actinopteri; Syngnathiformes; Syngnathidae
Gene: ablim2
Product: actin binding LIM protein family, member 2
Exons: 21
Coding region: 173-2200 (675 amino acids)
Biological process (GO): lamellipodium assembly; cytoskeleton organization
Cellular component (GO): actin cytoskeleton
Molecular function (GO): actin filament binding
Source: RefSeq, a predicted model, not a curated record
GAGCGAGAGUGUGAGAGAGAAAGUCACAUGACCCACAGCUCAUUCCGGAGCUGAGGAUAGAAGGCACGCUCUCAUUUAUUAUUACGCCACUGCUGCAUAGCGGACAAUCCAGGAGCUCUGGGAAGGUUGCUUGGAUCUCGCCGAACAAGGAACAAGGACUUAAUCCGUUGAAAUGCCAGAGGAAACGGUGAUUCAGCAGCAGGCUGCGCCAAGCCCGGUGGCGCAGCAGAAACCAGGACGAGGCCCCGUCGCCUGCCAGAACUGCGGAAAGCCUUGCAAAGGGGAGGCCCUGCGAGUCCAAAAUAAACAUUUCCACAUCAAGUGCUUCGUGUGUAAAGUGUGUGGAUGCGAACUGGCCAACGGAGGCUUCUUCGUGCGACAGGGCGAGUACUUGUGUACUCUGGACUACCAGCGUCUGUACGGGACUCGCUGCUUCAGCUGCCAGGACUUCAUCGAAGGAGAGGUGGUCUCCGCCCUGGGCAAGAUCUACCACCCGCACUGCUUCGUCUGCGCCUCCUGCAAGCAGCCAUUUCCAGCUGGCGACCGAGUGACUUUCAAUGGGAAGGAGUGUAUCUGCCAGAACUGUACCCAGCCUCUUCCCGCGAACAGCCCCGCGCCCAUCCAGGCUGUCCACAACUGCUGCGGCUGCGGGAAGGAGUUUAAGAACGAGCAGUCCCUCGCGGCCCUGGACAAGCACUGGCACCUCGGCUGCUUCAAGUGCAAAGUGUGCAACAAGGUCCUCAAUGCCGAGUACAUUAGCAAGGACGGGAUCCCCUUUUGUGAGAUGGACUACCACGCCAUGUUCGGCAUCCAGUGCGAGAGCUGCAAGAAGUACAUCACUGGAAAAGUCUUGGAGGCCGGAGAGAAGCACUAUCAUCCAUCGUGUGCCCGCUGUGCCCGCUGUGAGCAGAUGUUUGCGGAAGGAGAAGAGAUGUACCUCCAAGGUUCUUCCAUCUGGCAUCCGCCUUGCAGACAAGCUGCCAAGCAGGAGGAGAAGAGUAAGGUGACUCGGACUUCGUCUGAGAGCAUCACGUCCGUCCCGGCGUCCAGUGCCUCAGGCUCUCCCAACAGAGUCAUUUUUGCCAAGCUCGGAGAAGAGAUGCUGGACUACAAGGACCUGGCGGCCCUUCCCAAGACCAAGGCCAUCUACAACAUAGACCGGCCGGACAUGCUGUCAUACUCGCCCUACGUCAGCAACCCGUCCGAAGAGAGGCACUAUGGCGAGGGCGACGGGGAGAAGUCACCCUGUCAGCGAAGGCCCUCCAGCCCCAGUUCCAACAGCUCCGCGGGGGGCUACGGACGGUACACUCCGUCCCGUUCCCCCCAGAACAACAGCCGACCAGGACCAGAAGUAGAGUGGCCGGGUGCGCUCAAGGUCACCUGCGGCUCGCCCGGGGCUUCCCCUUCCUUGCCCGUGCGCCAUCGCCAGGGGCCCGAAGGGCGUAGCGGGGCGGGUGGCGCGGCGCUACGGGCCGGCGGUCGAGGGGUGUCGUUACACCUCAACCCGACCACCUUGUCCAUGCUGCAGCAGCACAACUUCAUCCCUUACUUCCGAGGUAGCGAAAGCGGCCGCAGUACCCCCAGUUUGUCCGCCUUCUCCGACGGCAAAUCCCCAUCGUCCACCUCGACGUACGUGGCUGCCCCUCGCCAUUUCCACAUCCCAGAGACUGAGGUCAAAGAUAAUAUCUAUAGAAAACGCCCCAUCUACAAACAGCAUGCUUCCAGAACGUCCUGGCAGGAUGGCGACGAUAGCAAGAGGAGCAGUUGGACGAUGUUGAAGAGUGACGUCGACGGACCGAUGGGCCCCGAAGACCACCAGCCGUCCGAGUCGACCUGCAGUUUGCCCGUGAAUGCCUCUCGGCCAAAUUUUCCUCAUAACAAAUCUGCAUCCUUACCUGGUUACGGAAGGAACGGCAUCUACAAGGUGAGCUGUGUUUAUUUUAAGAGGCAUCCAGAUGAAAUCGAUCCAGACUCCCGAAGCUGGGGAGGCACGAGAGAGUACAAGGUGUACCCUUACGAAAUACUGGCGGUCACAAAUCGAGUAAAAGUGAAACUUCCCAGAGACGUCGAUCGCACCCGACUGGAGAGACAUCUCUCGCCCGACGACUUCCGGAAGGUGUUCGGAAUGACUCUGGAUCACUUCGACCGUCUGGCCCUCUGGAAAAGAAAUGACUUGAAGAAGAGGGCUCGGCUUUUUUAGAACGGAGCCGAUCGGCGGCCCGCCCCGCCCCCCCUGACCCCGCCCCCCUGGCUCAAAGCUUUCCGUGUGCAAUACAAGUGGGAAUGUUGGACUGGCAACUUUACGGAUCAGCUGCGGUACUGUUUGCAUGCCCCGUGCUUGUAGCGCCACCCGCGGUCAAACACGCAGAACUUGGCGUUCUCACGAUCAUUUAGCCUGAAAAGCCUUGAUUCCCGUCAAUUGCCGUGGAAGUCUCCCACUUUUCUGCAUCCAAAUUUGCUAUUUUUUUUCCUGAUUAAUUCCCGUGGAAUUCGUUUUUUUGUCCGCACGUUACCAAUUUUUCCUCAUUUUCACUUUUUUUUCCCUCCAUAAUAUUAGGGCUUUUCCCUCGUAAUAUUGUAACUUUAUUCUCGUACUAACAGGACUUUAUUCUUGUAAGUUUCCGACUUUCUUGUAAUAUUCCAACUUUCUCAUAAUAUGAUUUUAUUACCAUAACAUUCUGACUUUUUUCUUGUGAUACGACAACUUUAUUCUUUUAAGUUUACAACAUUUUCAAGUAGUGUUACCAUUUUCUUCUCAGAACAUAACGACUUUUCCUCGGAAUAUCAGAACUCGAUUCAAGCAAGUUUCCGACAUUAUCUUGCAAUUUUCGGACUUUUUUUCUCGUAAUGUUCCGGCUUUCAUUUUGUACGUUUCCAGACGUCAACAAAGCUUCCUUCACUUUUCAGUGUGGCUCUUCUUUUUUUUUUUUUUUUUUUUUUUUUCUUUUUUUCUUCACAUUUUUUCCCGUGAUUUGCUCCAAAAUUCUCGUGAGAACAUCCGACGUCCUUUUUUUUUUUUUUUGCGUUUUUCCAUUCGCCGUCUCAUUUGUUUCGAUACACAUACAUACCGUAUCAUUUUUUUUAUUUUUAUUUUUUUUUCUCGAUCCCGCAAUGAGUGACUGCUGAGGCCGUGAAUCCAAAACGCUAACUUUAUAUAUGAUAUCGUUUGGGCUUUCUUUCUUCCUCUUCAUCUGCUCUGUUUGUUGCUUGAAAGCAUCACGGCGUACUGCAAAACUAAAACACAUGAUGUAUGUUCGGAUCUACUACUGAAUACAUCUCCACAUAUGCUGUAUUGGAUACAUUUCUCUAUACAAGCCAUUGCAUGCUAAUGAUUCUUUUCUGUUGGAAUGAUAUGAUAUUCAACGAAGAUUGCGCUGCUCGCCGUAACUUAUUUAUGAUAUGCAGGAAGGGAUGUUUCUAUUGUAUUUGAAUUUUUUAGAAGCUGGAUACAUAUCAAGUUUAUUUUGCGCCUUGUAUGUAAAACACUGUUUCGUGUUUCUAAUAUUCCUGCGCCAUUAAAGUGCUUUAUCCAACCGCA